Molecule: messenger RNA, 1257 nt
Organism: Verticillium dahliae VdLs.17
Lineage: Eukaryota; Fungi; Ascomycota; Sordariomycetes; Glomerellales; Plectosphaerellaceae
Product: pectin lyase
Exons: 3
Coding region: 1-1257 (418 amino acids)
Biological process (GO): carbohydrate metabolic process
Cellular component (GO): extracellular region
Molecular function (GO): cellulose binding
Source: RefSeq, a predicted model, not a curated record
AUGCGUGCCUCCAUGUUUCUCGCCGUCGCGGUCGGCGUCCUGUCCCCGGCGUACGCUCAGGUCGUGGGCAAGGCGUUCGGAAUGGCAGCCGGCACGACUGGCGGCGGCAGCGCGACGCCGGCCGUCCCGGCCGACAUCAAGCACACUCCCCGUGUCAUCUUGAUCGACCGGGAAUUCAACUUCAUCGGCUCCGAGGGCACCGCGACCUCGGUCGGCUGUGAGAACAAGGACUGCCCCGUGUCCAAGGGUGGCCAGGACUACAUUGGAACGCUUUCAUGCGGCGACACAGCCAGGAUGAAUCCCAUUGCCUCGGUCAAGUACGACACUGCCGGCACAAAGCCCAUGCAAGUCGGCAGCAACAAGUCUCUCGUCGGUGUCGGCAACAAGGGUGUCAUUGUCGGCAAGGGUCUGCGCAUUAUCGGCUCGAAGAACAUCAUCAUCCAGAACAUCCACUUCACCAACAUCAACCCCAAGUCGGUGUGGGGGCGGCGAUGCCCUGACGCUGGGCAACACGGGACAACAUCUGGAUCGACCACAACAAGUUCUCCCUCGUCGGCCGCCAGUUCAUGGUCUCGGGCUGGGACGCCGCCGGCCGUGUCACCGUGUCGAACAACGAGGUUUGACGGCGCGACCAAGUGGUCCGCCAGCUGCAACGGCCAGCACUACUGGGCCCUUCCUCUUCAUCGGCGGCCAAGGACUUCUUCACCUUCUCGGGAAACUGGCUGCACGACAUCUUCGGGCCGCGCGCCGCAUUACGGCACCUACAAGAACGGCGCCACCAACGGUCCAAGCAGCCCGGUGACCCGCAGUCCACGCCCCGCGCCAACAGCAUUACAUCCAGGGACAAGGGGCACCGCCUGCGUCUCCGCCAUCGGCCGCGCCUGCCAGCCCAACCAGCGCGACAGCACCUCCGGCACCCUCCCGGCCAUCGAGGAGACCGACGCCCUGACCCAGCUGCGCAAGGACGCCGGCGCCAACAUUGCUCCGGCCAAGCCGGCCUCCGGCGUCGAGGCGAGCGUCAAGGCCAACGCCGGCGUCGGAAAGAUCAACGCCGGCACCACGACGCCUGCUCCGGCGCCCAAGCCCACCACCACCACGGCUGCUGCGCCCAAGCCCACCGCCACGACGCCGUCGACGGUAGGUUCCGGCACCGUCGCUCUCUGGGGCCAGUGCGGCGGUUCCGGCUGGACUGGCGCCACCACGUGCGCGCAGGGCACCUGCAAGGUGCAAAACCAGUGGUUCUCCCAGUGCCUCUGA